Molecule: messenger RNA, 139 nt
Organism: Acaulospora colombiana
Lineage: Eukaryota; Fungi; Glomeromycota; Glomeromycetes; Diversisporales; Acaulosporaceae
Source: the annotation of a GenBank genome assembly
GGUUCAGGCUAUCGUAUGGAAGGAUGAAGGACUGGUAGAAAGGAACAACGCUGGAAAAUUGGAAUGCGCCACUGGUAGUGCCAUAUCCCUGCAGCUUCAACGACUUCCUCCCAAACUGAUACUCUUCAUCAAGAGAUGA